CUUAGCUCGCUUUCAGGUCUCAAGAUGAACACGAUGCUUUGCUUAUGCUUCUUAAUGUUUUUUUGGCGCGUUGGCGCCGAUUGCCAACUUGGCGCUACGGAGGUCUCGGAAACAACUCGAUUAUUUACUUAUCGCGACGAUGAUGGUGAGCUCUGUCUACAGCGCUUGGAUAUGGUACCCACCGACCAAACAUUGGAAAUGAUUUGCAAUAUCAGUGAUGUGGAGUACACCACUUGCGAGCAGAAUGGCAAUAUGUCGCCACCGUUGCCUAUCACCGAUUGCAGUAAACUAAUGAAGGGAAUUGUGGAGGUGGUUAGUGAUGAGAUAUGUCCAUUUACCAUGUACCGAGUGGGUUAUAAGCUGAGUGAUACGCAGUUUCUCGAGCUAUAUAGAAGCUGUUAUGAUGUGCCAAACCAAACAGCGCACUUUGUUAUACAUCUGGCAUACCCCAUCACAUCGCCCGCACCACGCCCCGACCAAUCAUUCACCUCAGAUGGUGUUAUUAGCGGCGCCGCAGCUGCUUUUUUCCAGGCUAAGAACAUUUAUGCAACCUUCAAGGAGACACUCGGACCAAAUCAGAAUUUUGUUACCUCCGCACGCGACCUUGUCUUCGAUCGUGGUCAUCUUGCGGCUUCCGCCGACUUUGGUUUUGAGUCGUAUAUGCGAUUAAGUUUCAAGUAUCUGAAUGUUGUUGCUCAGUUUGGUUCAAUCAAUCGUAGCAAUUGGAAAACCCUGGAAACCUGGAUACGCAACCAGCUUAACGAUGGCAAUUUUGAAGUGCUGAAGAUCUGCACGGGAGGAUUUGGUGUCCUAGAGCUGCCGCACAGCAUUACUGGGGAACUCAAGCCGAUUUAUUUGAACGCACCAAGCAGUAAUCCAGUACCCAAAUGGCUCUUUAAGACUGUCAACGACGGAGACGGUACUCGUUACGCUUUCCUAACCUACAAUAAUAUCCAUGACGCUAGUAUACCAACUCCCAAUUGUCAGCAGGUUGCAUGUCCUGCAACGCUGCAGUUUGUGGAUACCAAGGAGGCAGGUCUCAGCUUUUGCUGCGAUCCCAUCGAUUUUCUUACCACAAAUGUACCACACUUAGCAAAUGUUUGCUAGGUGUUCAGAAUUUACUUUCUCUAUUUUCAGAUCAGAGGCAUGAUUGUUAUAUUCUGAAUUUGCAAAUUUUAAAACCAUUUAAAUUGUAAUAUAAUUUCAAAAUAAUUCAAUUAUACAAAUUCCAAAACAGUUGUCAAAUCAAAAGCUUUCCAUAAAUAAAUCUUAUUUCACAUGAAAA
Molecule: messenger RNA, 1285 nt
Organism: Drosophila grimshawi
Lineage: Eukaryota; Metazoa; Arthropoda; Insecta; Diptera; Drosophilidae
Exons: 3
Coding region: 25-1107 (360 amino acids)
Biological process (GO): apoptotic DNA fragmentation
Cellular component (GO): nucleus; mitochondrial inner membrane
Molecular function (GO): RNA endonuclease activity; single-stranded DNA endonuclease activity; nucleic acid binding
Source: RefSeq, a predicted model, not a curated record